Pristis pectinata (smalltooth sawfish) is the source of this 1911-nucleotide messenger RNA. RefSeq names its product heat shock 70 kDa protein 1-like. Gene Ontology annotation, biological process: cellular response to unfolded protein; protein refolding. NCBI's taxonomy places the organism in Eukaryota, Metazoa, Chordata, Chondrichthyes, Rhinopristiformes, Pristidae. Gene Ontology annotation, cellular component: vesicle; blood microparticle; cytoplasm. The transcript has a single exon. The coding region runs from base 1 to 1911 and encodes 636 amino acids. The record is from RefSeq and is a predicted model, not a curated record. Gene Ontology annotation, molecular function: heat shock protein binding; ATP-dependent protein folding chaperone; misfolded protein binding.
AUGUCAGCAGCCAUCGGUAUCGACCUGGGCACCACCUACUCCUGUGUGGGGGUCUUCCAGAAUGGCAAGGUGGAGAUCAUCGCCAAUGACCAGGGCAACCGCACCACCCCCAGCUAUGUGGCCUUCAAUGACUCCGAGAGGCUCAUCGGCGAUGCGGCCAAGAACCAGAUGGCUCUAAACCCAUCCAACACCGUCUUUGAUGCCAAGAGGCUCAUUGGGAGGAGGUUUGAUGACCCAACGGUGCAGUCUGACAUGAAGCACUGGCCCUUCCAGGUGGUGAGUGACGGAGGGAAGCCCAAGGUGAAGGUGGAGUACAAGGGGGAGCAAAAAACCUUUUACCCGGAAGAAAUCUCCUCCAUGAUGCUGACCAAGAUGAAGGAGAUUGCUGAGGCUUACCUGGGCUACAGUGUUACCAACGCUGUCGUCACUGUGCCGGCUUACUUCAAUGACUCCCAACGCCAGGCAACCAAAGAUGCUGGUGUAAUAGCUGGUCUCAGUGUCCUGCGCAUCAUCAACGAGCCAACUGCCGCUGCCAUUGCCUAUGGGCUAGACAAGAAGGGCAAAGGGGAGCGCAAUGUGCUCAUCUUUGACCUGGGAGGUGGAACCUUCGAUGUGUCAAUUCUCACCAUCGAUGACGGUAUCUUUGAGGUGAAAUCAACGGCUGGUGAUACCCACCUGGGAGGAGAGGACUUUGACAACCGGAUGGUCAAUCACUUCAUUGAGGAGUUCAAGCGUAAAUACAAGAAGGACAUCAGCCAGAACAAGAGGGCGGUGAGGAGGCUGCGGACAGCCUGUGAGAGAGCAAAGAGAACCCUGUCUUCCAGCACCCAAGCCAGUAUUGAGAUUGACUCUCUGUUUGAAAACCUGGACAUCAACACCUCGAUCACCAGGGCUCGGUUUGAGGAACUGAACUCUGACCUGUUCAGAGGCACUCUGGAGCCAAUGGAGAAAGCCCUGAGAGACGCCAAGCUGGACAAAUCAAAGGUUCAUGAUAUUGUCCUGGUCGGAGGCUCGACCAGAAUCCCCAGGAUCCAGAAGCUGCUGCAAAAUUUCUUCAACGGCAGGGAGCUGAACAAGAGCAUCAAUCCUGAUGAGGCCGUAUCCUAUGGGGCUGCUGUCCAAGCAGCGAUUCUGAUGGGGGACAAGUCGGAGAAUGUUCAGGAUCUGCUGCUCCUGGAUGUUACUCCGUUAUCACUCGGUCUUGAAACAGCAGGCGGUGUCAUGACCACACUCAUCAAACGUAACACCACCAUUCCCGCCAAGCAGACCAAGAUGUUCACCACCUAUUCUGACAAUCAACCCGGAGUGUUGAUUCAGGUGUAUGAAGGCGAGAGAGCCAUGACCAAGGACAACAACCUGUUGGGCAAAUUUGAUCUUCGUUGCAUUUCUCCGGUCCCUCGCGGUUUGCCACAGAUCGAAGUCACUUUCGAUAUUGACGCCAACGGGAUCCUGAAAGUGUCGGCUGUGGACAAGAGCACCGGGAAGCAGAACAGGAUCACCAUCAUCAACGACAAGGGCAGGCUGAGUAAGGAGGAAAUUGACAGAAUGGUGCAGGACGCCGAAAGGUACAAAGCGCAGGAUGAGCGGUUGCGAGGGAAGAUCUCGGCCAAGAACUCCCUGGAGUCCUACGCCUUCGGCACCAAGAUCUCGGCGGAGGAAGAAAAAUCCAAGGGCAAGGUCAGCGAGGAAGACAAGAGGAAGGUAGUCGAAGCGUGCAACCAAGCCAUUUCAUGGCUGGAGGCGAACCAGGAAGCAGAGAAGGAGGAGUUUGAGAGCCAGCUGAGGGGUCUGGAAAAUGUCUGUAAUCCAAUUAUCUGCGGGCUACACCAGGGAGACAGACCACCUGGUUUUCCAGAGAGGUCCGGUGAAGGAGACUCGUUCAGUGGUCCAACAAUUGAUGAGGUUGAUUGA